CUUCGCGUCUCCCAACACCACAACUCAAUACCCAUUGAACCACAUACGCAACGAUGUCCGACAACGACGACACAGUAAUGGCCGGGACGAAGCGGCCCGCACAAGAGACUCCCGACGAUGGCGAGAGCUCUUCCUCGGACGAUGACUUUGGCCCAUCCCUCCCUCCCUUCGGCGGAGCACAAAAGAAGAAGAAGCGACGGACGCUCCCCAAAGUGCUCGAGAAACAGUACCUUUCAGCGCUCCCCACCGCCGCGAGAUACAGCAAAUCGUUGAUGCACCGGGACAUCCUCGCGUUCGUGACCAUCACGCCGCUAACGGACUUUUUGAUCACGACGAGCGUCGAUGGCGUGGUCAAGUUCUGGAAGAAGAUGGCAAGCGGUAUCGAGUUCGUCAAGAUGUUCCGCGCCCAUCAGGGCGAGAUUGUCGCUGUGGGCGUGAGCAGUGAUGGAAGAAGCUUCGCCAGCGCGGGAGUGGACAAGAAGGUCGUUAUUUUCGAUGUGGUUACGUUUGACUUGCUGGCGACAAUCACGAUCGAAAAUACUCCGCGGGCGAUAUGCUGGGUCCACCGCCGAGGCUCGCCGCUGCCCAUGCUCGCCAUCUCCGACACUGUAUCGCCGGUGAUAUCCAUCUAUGACGGCCGAGGCGAGAACCAGAAUCCUGCGCCUCUCCACAGGCUCACCAACCUACACCGAAGCAUAGUCCAUCUGAUGGCGUUCAACGACAAGUACAACUGCGUGGUCUCGUGCGAUGAAAGCGGCAUGGUGGAAUACUGGGCACCGCGCCCCGAGCGCGAGUUUGAGAAGCCGGAUUCCGUCUUUGAGUACAAGGCUGGCACUGGGCUGUUCGAGUUCAAGAAGUCGAAAUCGGUUCCCACCUCCAUCAUCAUGUCUCCAACCCAGGAGUCGUUCGCUACCUUCUCACACCCGGACAGGCUCAUCCGGGUGUUUGAUUUCCCCUCCGCGAAGCUCUCCCGUACCUAUGAUGAAUCCCUCACCACCCUAGCAACACUGCAACAAGCCUCAUCCGCAACCAACAAGCUACCGGAUAUCGAGUUUGGCCGGCGAAUGGCCCUCGAGUCAUCACUGGACUCGGCGGCACUCCGGAAGGCAAACAUCAUCUUCGAUGAAACGGGCAACUUCAUAAUCUUCGGCACUCUCGCGGGGAUCAAAAUCCUAAAUCUGUCCACCAACAGGCUCGUGCGUACCCUUGGUAGGGACGAGGCCAUCCGUCCCAUGAACAUUGCCGUGUACCAAGGCGCGCCCUCCAAGAAGAGUGUGAUGACCGUGGAAAUGGCGGCCUCAUCCAACCCGCUGCUCGAAGAAGCAAAUGUCCGCGAUCCGAUGAUCUUCUGCACCGCCGCGCAGAAACCGCGGUUCUACAUGUUCAGCAACGACAAUGCGGCGUCAAAGUCCGAGCGCGAUGUCUUCAACGAGAACCCACUCAAGGAGGGUGUCUCGGCUUCAUCGAAAUCACUCGAGCGCCGGCCGGGGGAUACAGGUGCUGCGGCAAUCCUGCACACUUCGAUGGGUGAUAUCCACCUCCGGCUGUUCCCUGAAGCCGCACCCAAGACGGUUGAGAACUUUGUUACCCAUGCCAGAAACGGGUACUACAACGGCACGAUAUUCCACCGUGUGAUAAAGAAGUUUAUGAUCCAGGGAGGCGACCCGCUGGGUGACGGCACGGGUGGAGAGAGUAUCUGGGGUGGGGAAUUUGAGGAUGAGUUUGGCUCACUCAGACACGAUAAGCCAUAUACUCUCAGCAGUGCCAAUUACGGACCGAAUACGAAUGGUAGUCAAUUCUUCAUCACCACCGAGAAGACACCGUGGCUCGAUAACAAACAUACCAUCUUUGGACGUGCGACACAAGGACUGGAUGUCAUCCAUAAGAUUGAGAACGUAAGAGCGUUCAAAGACAAGCCCGAGGAAGAUAUCAAGAUCAUCAGCGUUACUAUACUAUAGACAUGGUGUUUAAGUGGACUAUUUUUAUCGCGCAAGACUGCACAUAUCAAUGUGCCAGG
Molecule: messenger RNA, 2017 nt
Organism: Tricharina praecox
Lineage: Eukaryota; Fungi; Ascomycota; Pezizomycetes; Pezizales; Pyronemataceae
Exons: 4
Coding region: 54-1958 (634 amino acids)
Biological process (GO): protein peptidyl-prolyl isomerization; protein folding
Molecular function (GO): protein binding; peptidyl-prolyl cis-trans isomerase activity
Source: RefSeq, a predicted model, not a curated record